UCUGUCAGUCAUAACGCGAACGCUACGCAAACCCCGCCCGGCGUUUUGUUCCGCGAAGGGAAACUGUCAAGUAGCUCCUUCCCUCCUUCCAAUUCCUCCCUUUGUCUAUUUCGGCUCCCCUCGCCACCUUGGUCCACUUUUUCCUUUCCUAUCCAUCACAACCACAACUGUGAACAAAGCUUUUCCCGCCACCUCACAUAUCCCCACCAAUCCUCGCUCGCCUCGACUCGCCACAUCGGCGAGCCGCACGGGCGCUUGGACAUAUCUUACCCAGCUGGAGAGAGCCGAGGAUAGCACAGAGGACCUCAACCCAAUGAGGCAGCCAAACACUGACGUUUUGUCUCUAUGAUUCCUCGCUCGUUCUCGCUACAGCAUCCUCACACAUCGUUUCUUCGCGGUAGUCAGCACCUCUUGGAUUCUGCCGCUGAGCCACCGUUCUUUGCACAAUCGGCUUUUGUCGCCAAGCCGAGAAGCAUGACCACUGCCACGGUCCAGGGAGCCGCUGCUGGUGCUGGUGGAGUUCGUCAGGGCUGGCCAGAAAAAGAAGUGUCUUCCUCGUCCUCUGGACCAACUUCGAUCGGCUGCGGUCAGCAAUCAACAACUGCCGUGUCUGCAAGAGCCGUCGCCGCUGCCGCCACCGCCGCUGCCACUUCGCCUUCGUCUUCCUCGUCGUCGGCACCCUACCCGCGUUUUCCAGCGUCCCCUCUUUCUUCGUCGUCAAAAAUGUAUAAAAGAGCAGAAGAGGAGGAGCGGGUGCAACAGCAGCAGGCACAGCAGCGGCAACAUUGGUCUCCAAAGCCGGGUCCCGUAGACAAGGAGGAAGAAGACGAGCUCGAGUCUCCUCGUCGCACCUCUGACUCACCGAAGAACAUUCACGCCAAUUCGGCCAUUGCCAGCGGCGGCGUUGGCGGCCUUGGUGGCGGCGACAGUCGAAGCACCGAACGCCUACCCAGCAUCGCCCACUUGGACGAGCAGAUCAACACGCCCUGGUGGCCCCCAAAAAGGGCUGGCUUCGAGGAGGGCGUUACCAGGCGCUAUUCGGCCCAUCCUCUCCUCGAUGUGCCCCAUUCGCGCCAGCCGGGCUCCUCGUCGCCUCGAACAUCAACAUUUGGCCGUUCGCUUGCUGGCAGUACCAGCAGCAACAUGCACAGAUCUCCUAGGUCGGCCGCCGACGAUGGCGUGCCCACACCGACGCUUCCGUCGCCCAGAUCGCUCGUUGACGACGAUGACUUCUAUCACCAGCGUCCUCACCACCACCUCCAACAUCAUCACCAUCUCCAACAGCACCCUCCCAGCCUCCUCGGCCGACGGUCACGAUUCGAAUUCGAAGAAGUGCCCUCGUUUCGUCCAGGUCCCUUUCAUCUCUCUUCCUCCUCGUCCUCUUCGUCCUCUUCGCCCUCGUCCUUUUUCUUCGACUCUUCUGCUCGUAAGAGAUCAUCGCCGCAACCGCCAUCGUUGCCGGCCGUCUCUGGCCUGGUCCGUCCAUCGUCUUCCAUGCACUUCCACCCCACUCUCCACCGCGACGAGGAGGAGGAGCGUAGACACUCGAGUCGCCAGUUGAGCCCAGCUCCACCGCAGCGGCGGCGCAAGGUGUCUGACUCGGAGAUGUACCCGCCCUCACGUACCUCGGACUCGUCCCUCUACUCCCAUGACGGCCAUCAGGGUCGCAGCUCCAAUUCGUCGUCGUUCUCCAACGCUUCGACGGCGACGCCGGCUUCGCGCUUUGAGCCUCGCGACGAGUCGAGCUUCUAUCCGAGGCCAGCGCCAUCGUACAGCUCCGAUCCACGCUCUUACGCUACCAUGGCCACCGGUGAGGGCUACCGAGAUCGAGCCUCGUUGCCCUUCACCUCUCGCUCCUAUUCCGCAGCGUUCUAUCCUUCUGCGCCUGCAGGCACGGCUGCAGCGGCUGCUGCAGCCGCCGCUGCUACCGGCGCGCCGAACGAAGGAACGACUGGCGACGCGGACAUGGGACAUGCACCCGUCCGUUCGGCCUCGUACGGUGGAGGGGGACAUGGUCUUCGCGGAGACGAAGUUUACGACUACGACUCACGGCGCAGCAGCCUCGUUGGCGAAGCGCCGACCUCGUCGCGCCACCACCCCUACCAUAGUUCUGGUCCUCGCUCGAGCGCAGCACCUCCGCCGUCGGCCUCGACUGCCUCUCGGGACGAGGCAGCGACGACACCGGUAGCUGCCAAUACUCCCUCCGGUGCCGCACCUGGCUCUCCCGUCGCCAUCCCUCGAAGGCGAGGCAAGCUUCCCAAGCCGGUGACGGAUCUGCUCAAGAGCUGGCUGCUGGAGCACGCGAGCCACCCUUACCCGACGGAAGACGAAAAACGGCGGCUUUGCUCCAUGACGGGCCUGAGCAUCAGUCAGGUCUCCAAUUGGUUCAUCAACGCCCGGAGGAGGAUUCUCGUGCCCCAGGGCUCGGGCACCUUUGCCAUGGGCGCCGCGGCGGGCACCUCGGGCAGUAACGCGUCGGGCGACCAAGAGAGGAUGAUGUUGAGACCAUCUGUCAGCCCGCCUCCCCAUCAUCACCACAACCACCACCACCACCAUCUGCACCACCGGCAGCAGCACCAUGACGACGAGUCGCCGUGAUUAAUCAUGUCUCUUUCCUCCAUCUAAUUCACGUUCUGGAUCCCUUUCUUCUCUCGAUCUUCUCAGUUCCUUCUCUCGAUCUCUCCUGUAGCAUCUUUCACCGACAAUGCGCCGAGACCUACUCACAACACACGCACACAUGCAUACACGCACACUCUCACACUCACACACUCACAUACACAAACAACACUUGCGCGCUCGUUCAAGCCUUUUGCCACUUUUCUCCUCUCACCCAUCAUCUCAAGGCUUCUGUUAUUUGUUACCACCACCACCGGGCACACAUGUGAUCUCUCUUCUCUCUC
Molecule: messenger RNA, 2900 nt
Organism: Acaromyces ingoldii
Lineage: Eukaryota; Fungi; Basidiomycota; Exobasidiomycetes; Exobasidiales; Cryptobasidiaceae
Exons: 2
Coding region: 346-2598 (750 amino acids)
Biological process (GO): regulation of transcription by RNA polymerase II
Molecular function (GO): RNA polymerase II cis-regulatory region sequence-specific DNA binding; DNA-binding transcription factor activity, RNA polymerase II-specific
Source: RefSeq, a predicted model, not a curated record